AUGUUCUACCGCAGAUGUGUCCUAAAGUACAAGAGAUAUGACUGUGAAUACAUAAACACUUGCUAUAACGGUCCUCCUCCUUUGUAUCCAUGCUACGCAAGCUGCAAAGACUGCCGGUUCAAUAAGUGUAGAACAAUUGGAAUGCAAAUGCAAAAUGAAACAGUUCCACUUUUGGUUGCUGAAAGAUAUAAAUGCGCCGCAGAAACAAUUAGAGAUCUUAUUUGGAACGAUGAUAAAAGAACGAAUGCUUUGAAAAGACAAUUCUCCGUUGAUAACCCAAGUUUAGAAGAAAUUGUACAAAGCAAAGGUUCUUGUGUCCAGUUCGUAGAACAAACCAAGACUCAUAGAUUGACACCGGCAGACUGGCAUUUCUUCUUUGCAUACACAACAAUUGUUUUCCUGCUCAAUAUGGACUUCAUGACCGGAAUGGAAGAGAAAGACAUAAUAACACUAAUCCAAGAAAACACAGUGAAAACCAGUCUUCUGUUCUGCUCGUUCGAUGCAAUGAAUAGAAAAUUCCCUUCUAUUAGAACUCCUAGAGGUCAACACGUUGUCCCCGAAAGUGUUAGAGAAAUGUUUGAGAAAGAUCCUCGUUAUUUGUAUGAGACUGGCAACAUGCUUCCAAACAAGUUCAAGGAGCUGGAAGUUACAUAUGAAGAGAUGCUUCUGAUCACAGCUAUAUUCUUCUGCGAAUCUGAAACCUCGCCGUUAUCCGAAGAAACCCAAAAACUACUCGAGCUGCAUCACGAUAAAUUCAGUUCUGCUCUAUUAAACUAUUGCAAAUGCGCACAUUCAGACACCUUCCAAACACGAUUUGAACAAUUACUAGAGCUUAGGGAAAUUCUUAAGGAGAAUCUGAAACGCAUCGAGUACAUUGCAAUUACGACUAGAAUUAAAUUGAAACCAACCGAUUACAAAAAACUUUUUGAUCAUAUUCUUCUAUGA
This is a messenger RNA of Caenorhabditis remanei, 945 nucleotides long. RefSeq lists its product as uncharacterized. NCBI's taxonomy places the organism in Eukaryota, Metazoa, Nematoda, Chromadorea, Rhabditida, Rhabditidae. The transcript has 6 exons. Gene Ontology annotation, biological process: regulation of DNA-templated transcription. Bases 1 to 945 code for a protein of 314 amino acids. Gene Ontology annotation, molecular function: sequence-specific DNA binding; zinc ion binding; DNA-binding transcription factor activity. The record is from RefSeq and is a predicted model, not a curated record.